Lachancea fermentati is the source of this 1338-nucleotide messenger RNA. NCBI's taxonomy places the organism in Eukaryota, Fungi, Ascomycota, Saccharomycetes, Saccharomycetales, Saccharomycetaceae. The record is from the annotation of a GenBank genome assembly.
AUGUCAGUCGGCGAAGUUAAGCAACCAGGAGCAAUCAAGUCGCUGGACGAACUUCCAUUAAACGUGAUAUUCAGGAUCCUUUUCUUCUUGGAUUUCGAUGCUCUGAACAAAGUCUCCAAGACAUGUCGUGCGCUUAAAAUACUCUGUAAUGAAAGCAUAACCUAUAAUAGGGCAUUGAAAGAACAGACGUCAGCAAAUUGGUGGACAAAGCGACUGCUAUUUGAUGUUUUCCACGUAAUGGACACUGAGAGGAACCUUUUAAAAUAUGUGUCAACUGAGAGAAUAUCUAUCAUAGGGUCUUUACGAGCAGUUCAGGAGAGUUUUGAUCUGGGAUCUGAUCAGUUACUUAUAGAAUGCAGCCAAAGGAUAAGUACAAAACCAAUUCAGGAGUUCAACGAGUUCAGUGAAGGAGAUAACAUUGAUGAUGACAUACUGCCUGCCUCAGGUACCGAAUACUCGGGAAAUGAUUACAACGGACUCCGUGAAGAUAUCAAUCGACCGUUAGAUCGAGAUGGCCUCGCAUACCUAAAAAUCCUUCAAGGCUUUCAUAGAAUAGCAGUCAACAGUCACAAGUUAUUCCACCGCUCUUCAGAAUCAGUGCUUGCUGAACAGUGUGCCGAUCAAAAUUCUGAAAAUGUUGAAACACCAACGAAACCAGCAAAAACUGUUAAUGUUGCGCUAACUCCAAUAGAAUCAUUCCAGAGCUUGGUUACAUCUGAAGAAAAAAGUCCUGAGUGUUUGCAGUUCACUUCCGAUUCUCCAGAAUCCUCCAACCGCUCGCGAUCUGCUAGUUCCGUUUUUUCGGAUCCUCCUAAGCUUUCAGAGCGCGCAUGGUCCUUUGGUUAUGAACUUGACCACAUAUCAGAUGAGCACAGUGAAUCGGACUCAAGCUCUUCGACAGAAUUUAUCAGGCAACUACAGAAUUCUAGUAAGGUGAGUGACAAAAAGUUUCUGUUCGAGCGGUUGAUGGCUAAGAAGCGCGAGGAAGAAGCUUUGAUCACUAGAAGUAACAAAUCCAAUACAUAUGAAUCACUUCGACCAAUUUCUAACCCUAAGCAAAUUGAAGGAACACGCUCAGUAUCACAAGGAUACCUGAUGGAAUUAGAGAGAUGUGAUUCUCCCAUCAACAAAUCACAUCUCUCUACGGCUAAGACGAUCGAGCCACCAUCCAAAGAAUUUCUUGUGAGAUACCAGGACCAUGUCGCCAAUAAGGUUGAUGAGAAAUCAGAAAAAACUGACAGGAAACGUGAAGCUAAAAAGGCGUCAAGGGCACCUUAUAGAAGAAAGCUGAAAGCACUUGUCAUCGAGGGCAACAGGGUAUGCUAUGAAAAAAUUUAA